UUUUAAACCAAAGAGGGACAUUUUUUCCCUCUCGUUGGAUAGCACUAUUUUCCUAACAUUUUACGCGUUCCACGAGCCACCACUAUUAGGUUUUUCGACGUCUCUCAGUACGCUGCGUGCUGUCCACCCUACAAGCUACAAGAGCCAAGAGUUGAUAAAUAGACUGGAAAAACGUGAAAAUCGUUCAAUUAGGUGCGGAAAAUCGUCGCGUUUAGUGUCGCAAAGUGUUAUUUUUUUUUUGGUUUUCUGAAGCAAAACCUGAUUGCAGUUCAGCCAUAAUAGCAGCGUGAAUAGAUCAACAUAUCAUUUGACUACUCUACAAGUGUAGGUGUUUUGUUUACAUUUAAAGGCCAAUUUCACGCUGUUUGGAUAUCAAAAAGCCGAAAAUAGUGUUGCCAUUGUGUGUCGUCUCUCGUGAACUUGAAUUGAUGGAACUGAAUAAGUAAAUAAAACCUUGAUCGCAGUAAACGUAAAAAAAGUGUGAUUUUCGGAGCCUCAUCGUUUUCAUCGUCAGCAGUGUGUUGUUUUUGGAAGCUCUUCGUGCGUCUGUGUGCAGUGUGCCAUUUUAUUUCGCAAGAAAGCUGCAUUUUUGAGGAGAUACGUAAUAGUCGGCGCUCUUCUCGCGAAGACCACUUACUCAGCCAGCUAUCAAGUGGACAACUUGUCAGGAUUGUUGUUUUUAUCCCUCUCCGGUCCAACGUGUUUUUUUAAUGUUGUGUGAUAUAAGAAAGGAUAGCCGUCAAACGUACGUCAUUUGUUGUGAACUGUAAAAUAUUAGAAUCACACUUGAACAAGUGCGUGUUGCUGUAAAACAAAAGAAAAAUCAAAGUGUUUAGACUAAAACAAAGAAACAUUUUAGAAAGAAAAAAAAAGAGAGUACUGAGAAUAACCCACGGAAACGCCGGAAAAGUUACCGAGUAACAUGGUGAAUGGUGCAAUAAAUUUUGCCAUAUUAAAAUAAUUAGUAACGGAACCAAACCGCCUCUUCCAUUCGUAAAAGUUCGAAUCUAUUCUACGGAAAAAGAAAAAGUGCAUAAGCCAAUACAAAAGUGUUCAGUGAAAAGUAUCUAGUCAAAAUUGUGUUCAUUUUUAUCCAUCUGAAAGUGCAUUGAAACAGAUUCGGAAGGUUUUAAACCUCCACUCUUUUUGUUUUGUUUUAUUAGGAAAAUACCGUUUUUAUCAAACUAUGGAAUGCAUUGAACGAUAAACAUAUUUUUAUGACACUACGGGUUCGUGCCAGGAAAAAUAGUGUGGAUGCGCGUGUGUUUUGACGGGCUGUGCUUCGCGUCACGGCGCCCGGCCGUUGAGCAGGAGACGCAGACGGUCCUGUGCGGCGCAACCGCACUCGAUACGCAGCAUCUCGCGCGUUUGCUGAAGUACGCGAACUUUGCCGCUCCGACGAACGGUCUCGGUUCCGCGUUCGGUUCCGUCGCGUCCCAAAACCACCGGUCGGUCGGUUCGUCGAAACAGCAGCAGCAGGUGACGUCGCCUCCGGGUGUGUCCGGGUCGAUUCCGUCAGUCGUUUCGCACGGUUCCGCGGGUGCAGAUCAGUCGCCAUCGCGGUACGUCGCUGUGUCAACCACGAUGAACGACGGAAAUACCGGUGGUGAAUCUGCCGCCGCCGCCCCCGCUUCCUUCAGCCAGCAAAAUGACACCAUCAACAAUAAUCUCGAUUCCGGUAUCAGCAACAUCAAGCAGAUGGUGCUGCUCCAAGGGGACCUCCAGCAGAACCUUUACAUCAACGAUCCUGCCUGCUUGAAUCUGACUCCGCGAGAACAGGAACUGCUGAAGGUGAUUCAGGCACGGGAUAUUCGCAUACGGGAACUGGAGGACUGCCUGCGGCUCAAGCAUGAGGAAGUGGCCGAACUCAGAAGUCAUCUGGACAAGUUUCAGAGUGUGUUUCGAUCGAGUGCCGGUGCCACCGGGGUAUCACCGGGGCACAGUGGCCGGAAGAUCGGUGCCUCCGGUGUACAGCGGCAGCGUGCCCAAGGUAUUUCUGCCGAACCGCAACGUGAUAUCUCGGUGCUGGAGCUGAUGCAUGUGGCGUUCCCGAAGUACGAUAAGGAAGAAAGAUCCCGCGAAAUCAUCAAAUCCGCCAUUCUGGACAAUGACUUCAUGAAGAACCUGGAGAUGACGCAGAUCCGCGAGAUCGUGGACUGCAUGUAUCCGGUGCAGUACGGCGCCGGCAGUCUGAUCAUCAAGGAGGGUGACGUCGGUAGCAUCGUCUACGUGAUGGAAGAGGGCCGCGUCGAAGUUUCCCGCGAAGGCAAAUACCUAUCGACGCUGUCCGGGGCCAAGGUGCUCGGGGAACUGGCCAUCCUGUAUCACUGCCAACGAACGGCAACCAUCACUGCGGCUACCGACUGCAAGCUUUGGGCCGUCGAACGACAAUGCUUCCAGACGAUCAUGAUGCGUACCGGCCUUAUCCGGCAGGCCGAGUAUUCCGAUUUUCUCAAGAGCGUUCCCAUCUUCAAAAAUCUCCCGGAAGACACCCUGUGCAAGAUUUCCGACGUACUCGAAGAGUGCUACUACCAGAAAGGUGACUACAUCAUUCGCCAAGGUGCUCGAGGAGACACGUUCUUCAUUAUAUCCAAGGGACAGGUGCGGGUGACGAUCCGGCAGCCCGAAACCCAGGAGGAGAAAUUCAUUCGUACACUCGGCAAGGGUGACUUUUUCGGCGAAAAGGCUCUUCAAGGAGAUGAUCUACGGACGGCUAACAUUAUUUGCGAUUCACCGGAAGGUGUCACCUGUUUAGUCAUUGAUCGGGACACGUUCAAUCAGCUGAUCUCCAAUUUGGAUGAGGUCAAAAAUCGCUACAACGACGAUGUAGUGAUUCAGAAAAAGAAGAUCUACGAGGAGUUCCGGGAUGUGCGGCUCUCCGAUAUGCGCGUGCUGGCUACGCUGGGUGUGGGAGGUUUCGGUCGUGUUGAACUGGUCCAGCUGGCCCAAGAUAAGUCGCGAUCCUUUGCACUGAAACAGAUGAAAAAGUCACAAAUUGUUGAAACUCGUCAGCAGCAGCAUAUUAUGUCCGAAAAGGAAAUCAUGAGCGAAGCCAACAGCGAUUUCAUCGUAAAGUUGUACAAGACUUUCAAAGAUCGCAAAUACUUGUACAUGUUGAUGGAAAGCUGCCUCGGAGGUGAACUGUGGACGAUUCUGCGCGAUCGUGGCCACUUCGACGAUUCCACGACCCGGUUCUACACGGCUUGUGUGGUGGAAGCCUUCGAUUAUCUGCACUCACGCAACAUCAUCUAUCGGGAUCUGAAGCCGGAAAAUCUCCUGCUGGACGUUUCCGGAUACGUGAAACUGGUGGACUUCGGUUUCGCCAAAAAGCUUCAGUCAGGUCGGAAAACUUGGACAUUCUGCGGAACGCCAGAGUAUGUAGCACCGGAGGUGAUUCUUAACCGAGGCCAUGACAUCAGUGCUGACUACUGGUCACUAGGAGUGCUUAUGUUCGAACUGUUAACUGGAACUCCUCCUUUCACUGGAGCCGAUCCGAUGCGCACGUACAACAUCAUCCUGAAGGGUAUCGACGCGAUCGAGUUUCCGCGGAACAUUACACGCAACGCGAGUGCUCUGAUCAAGAAACUGUGCCGGGACAAUCCAACGGAACGAUUAGGUUAUCAACGCGGUGGCAUCAGUGAAAUUCAAAAGCAUAAGUGGUUCGAUGGCUUCUAUUGGGAGGGACUGCGGAAUCGUACUCUGCCGCCACCGAUCCUACCGAAAGUGCAGAGCGUGGUCGACACCACCAACUUUGACGACUACCCGGCCGAUCCGGACGGUCCGCCACCGGAUGAUCUUUCCGGAUGGGACGAGGAAUUUUAAGGACGGACCGGAAGAAGAGCGAUGGAUUUCUUCCCAGGUUUCAUGUUAUUUUAUUUGUUAGAACAAGAAAGUAUACAGGUUUGCUCGGAACAAGGUUACUUUUGCUAGCAAAUCUAGUUUGUGACUACGUAGUUUUAAGCAUUCGUUCAUUUGUACGCGCUCGCAGUACGGGAAUCAGUUCAAUUCGAAUAUCGUGCAGGACCUUAGCCUCUAGCAAAAGGACUUUGUAUCACUAUUACUGUAGCGCAAACUAUGACGAGCAAAAAAAAAUGAUUGAAUGGUAAGUAUGAGAGUAUAUCUUGGAGCCAUGCUGGGGUCCCGCUGAAAGGGAAAGAAAAAUCUCAAAAUUGACAAAUAACAUUUAGUUCACUUGGAUGACAUGCGGAAGAGAAAUGGCGGUCAAAAUAUCUUCCUAAUCAAUUUUAAAUAUGUUAACUUUUAAAACAUUUAUUUAUCCUCACAUAAGCGAACACUGGUAUUCGUGCUACUGUUUUACGUGGGUUUCUAACAAAUGAGAGAAAAAUCGUAUGAAUUAAAAAGUCAAUGCUUUCUAGCCGAAAACAGAACCAACAAUUAAAGUUGAAAAACAAUCACACCGUACAGUUUUUAGUAAAUCUUCUGGCUCAUCGACAGCGUUUUUCAAUAGCAUAAUAAAAAUUAGAAAAAAAUAUCAGUCCCCUAACCAACACAAUUCAACAAGAUCAUCGUUUUUUGUGCAAAUUCAAACCUUUCUUGCCCCUGUAAAAAUGUUUAUUUCUGUUAUGAUGUAAAAUGAAGUUUUGUAAAAAAAAAUGUACAUAUACAAUUGCUUUUUAAAAUUAGAAAUGGUCGAACCGAUGCAAAGAAACUGUGAACAAGCGAGUAAAAUCAAUGAACUCCGAUUCAACCUGGUUGAGAACUAGGGACAAGGCAGAUAUGAUAAUAAACAAAUCGCAAGCACACUUAAA
Molecule: messenger RNA, 4769 nt
Organism: Malaya genurostris
Lineage: Eukaryota; Metazoa; Arthropoda; Insecta; Diptera; Culicidae
Gene: for
Product: cGMP-dependent protein kinase, isozyme 2 forms cD4/T1/T3A/T3B
Exons: 13
Coding region: 1255-3822 (855 amino acids)
Biological process (GO): protein phosphorylation
Molecular function (GO): cGMP-dependent protein kinase activity; ATP binding
Source: RefSeq, a predicted model, not a curated record